Molecule: messenger RNA, 1479 nt
Organism: Podospora pseudopauciseta
Lineage: Eukaryota; Fungi; Ascomycota; Sordariomycetes; Sordariales; Podosporaceae
Exons: 1
Coding region: 1-1479 (492 amino acids)
Source: RefSeq, a predicted model, not a curated record
AUGUCGUCUUCGAAACAGCAGGAGAAGGGUUCAGCGUCCCAGCUAGUGGCAGCAAAGCCCGCUCAAGCAAUCCCAGCCAAACGGACGGCGGACGAUGAUGAAGUGGAGUUUAUAUCUUGUUGUCCCGUCAAGAAGCCACGCCUGAACGACCAGCCAGCCCCAAACCCACACCUGAACAAUCAAAAGCUAGACCUGGCAGUUUCUAGAAUAACCAAAACCAGCGCGCAGUUACAUCCAGCUUCUGCUAGCCAUCGCCAUGCUUCCGAUCAACCUGCACCACCCAGCAGCGUCACUAGAACUACUGACACUGGGCCAGCCCCAUCUCAGGAUCCUAGCCCCAGAAUGAGCCCCGAACAACCCAGUACAUUAAUCCAAGUUCUUGAAAGCUUUGCCUUCCCUACGGAUUUCCCUCCAAUCAGUCGCGUGCCACGCAUGUCGGUGGCAGUUUCACCCAAACAGAUGUCGCAGCCAAUGCCAUCUACAAGCCAUCCAACAUCGCUUUUCGCCAGUUCCAGCGCUUUGUUCAAUUCCACAUCGUCGCCAUGUUUCGAGCAAGUCCCCUGCCUCGAUUUUGGGGGGAUCGCAAUGAACAAUCUGGCGUAUGAGACAGGUCAAAUGCUUUCACCAUCAGAUAACAAUGCUCUCAUCACUAGCAGCACACACAUGUCCAGUCAGAUGAUCAACCAAGCAGCAUUUGGACCAAACGCUAUUCCCUUUGCAAUGUACUCUAUGGGAAGUCUUGUUCCAAUGCCACAACCAAACAUGAACUUGAACAUGAACUCGAGCCCAAACCCGUGGAUGAAUCCACGUCCAAUGCAAAGUCAGAGUCCACCGGUAUUGCAACCUCACAACCCGAAACAAGAGCAACAACCACGACACAUGUUGAUUCCACCGGGCUCGCAAUCGACGCCAGGGCGCCCAUGUUGCCCAACCUCUGUCCAAAGUCCGAUUCAUAAUCAAAGCCCAUGCAAGCCACCCGGCCUUCAUUGCACCGUAGUUCAGCAAGAGCACAUGCGUUGGCUUCAGCAAGCUCCUCUUCAGCCAUCCUCUCAACUGCAGACGCAAAUAUUACCAGUGCUCCCACCACCACCACCACCCCAAUUGUUGAAAGCACCCACCGCAGCCCCCGAAAAACAGCCUCUCAACAAGACAAAAUUCACCAUCCCCCUCCGCAAAAAGCCGUCUCCAAACUUGCUCAUCGACAUUGCCGAAACGGCCGAGGAAACCUUCCCGUACGACGAGGUGGCCGCCCGCCACGGGGUGACGCCCCAAAAAGUCUUUGAUACGCUCUCCGCCAUUGUUCUGAUUCCGCUGUUGCGCUGUCCAACUGAUAAACGCCGCGCUGGAAAGUUGGCACAUGAUAGAGUCAAGUUUUAUACCCAGAAGAAGAAUACCAUGGGAAAGGAGAAGGGGGAGGUGACGAGGGUAAAGGAGGUGAGGCAGUUUUUGGAGGAGAAUAGACAGCAAGGGGGGGGAUAG